Messenger RNA from Cherax quadricarinatus, 3092 nucleotides. Its product is annotated as N-acetylated-alpha-linked acidic dipeptidase 2. The record is from RefSeq and is a predicted model, not a curated record. Gene Ontology annotation, molecular function: carboxypeptidase activity. NCBI's taxonomy places the organism in Eukaryota, Metazoa, Arthropoda, Malacostraca, Decapoda, Parastacidae.
GAAGCUUGGCACAGUAGCAUUCAAGGCGUCAGUGAGGGUGUUACUGGCUACUACUCUCCUUCCUGCCUUUCACAGCUCUUAGACAAACCUCAUGGAGACACAUGUGACUGCUUUAUACACAACACACACUCACAUGUGACUAAAUAAACCACAUGGACACACAUUAGCGACAGUUUUAUGUUAAUAAACCACAUUUGUCUGCCUUAUCUUGCCUGAUAAACCACAGAAACACACACAAGGGACGGCUUCGUUUGACUUCUGUUAUCACCAUUCGGCUUGAAGAUGGCUUCCCAAAACAUAGUAGCGAUAGUUGUGGCUGCGGCAGUCAGCUUCCUAGUUGGUGGCAUCAUAGGUCACCUUGGCACUGGCAUUGACACUAUCUCCAGCAGUGACAAGGAGAAGAUCAGCAUAAUGGAGAAGCUGGUGGCAGACAAGUGGGAAUCUGAGGAGCAUCUUAACCACAAAAUAAUUGAUAUGGUCAACACGGACAACCUCAGAAAUAAUCUCAUAGAACUGGCCAAGUUUCCACAUCUGGCCGGGACAGAGAGAGAUCACCAGCUGGCCCAUAUGAUACGUGAUCGGUUCCUGGAGGCUGGCUUUGAUACCGCUGACCUUGUUCCUUAUGAUGUCCUCCUUUCCCGACCCAACCGUACCAACCCUAACUUGAUCACUCUUGAAGACGGGGAAGGUCAGAUUAUCUUCAGCAGUACCUACCAGGAGAAGCCACUGCAUGAGGAUGAUAGUGACCCUGAGUUCAUCCAUGCCUUUAAUGCCUUUACGCCUGCAGGUGACGUCCGUACAGAGGCUGGUCGUGGGGUGGUGUAUGUCAACUACGCCAGAGUAGAGGACUUUGACAAGUUGGAAGAACUCAAUGUUAAUGUCUCUGGCUGCAUCGUUAUUGCUCGCUACGGCAAGAUCUUCAGAGGGAACAAGGUGCUUCAUGCCCAGGAGCGAGGCGUCAAGGGCAUAAUCCUCUUCACGGACCCCAGUGAUGUUGCCCAGGAGGGAGUGGAAGCACAGGAUGUGUACCCUAACUCUUGGUGGCUCCCGGGGUCGGGCAUGCAGAGAGGAAGCACCUACAUGGGUGAUGGGGACCCACUCACUCCUGGAUGGCCCUCAACAGCUCAGGCCUACAGACUCAAGGUUGAAGAUGCCCAGCUGCCAAUGAUUCCCUGUCAACCCAUUGGCUACGACGAUGCCCGUGUCAUACUGGAGAAGAUUGGUGGCACUCCAGUCCCCAGUGAUGACUGGAAGGGCGGCCUGACAGGUGUGGCCUACAACCUGGGUCCUGAGCUACAAGAUCGCUACUCCAACUACACACUUAGACUCAACACCCACAAUGUGCACCAGGUCCACCGUUCCUACAAUGUUAUUGGCACCAUCAAGGGGAAAGUGGAGCCAGACCGCUAUGUGUUGAUUGGUAACCACCGUGAUGCCUGGGGUUACGGUGCCUCUGACCCCUCCAGUGGCACUGCCCAGAUGCUGGAGACUGCCCGUGUCUUGACCCAACUCAUCAGUAGCACAGGCUGGCGGCCACGCCGAACUCUCGUCUUCUGCAGUUGGGGAGCGGAGGAGUUCGGUCUUAUUGGCUCCACGGAGUGGGUGGAGGAACAUGUGAACAAGCUACAGGAACGGGCGGUAAUAUACCUGAACACUGACACCUGCGCCUCAGGACCAAUCAUUCAUAUACCCAGCAGCCCUUUACUCUGGGAUUCUAUCACCUUAGUCAUGAAGAUGGUGCCAGGGGUUCGUGACGGUGCCACGUUAUACCAUGAGUGGGAGGCUCAUAAUGUCGCCCUGAAUCGUACACCAUCAAAAAUCUUCACUCUGGGUUCAGGAAGUGACUACGAUGCAUUUUCCUUCUACUGCGCCAUCCCAUCUGUGGACUUGACUUUUCAGAGAGACAGGAGCAAGUACGACAUCAUUAAAUACCCCUACUACCACACUGGCUACGAUACCUUUUACAUGAUGGAUAAGCAUGUUGACCCAGGAUUCAGGAUUCAUCAAGGAUGUGGUAGGAUAGCAUCCCUCCUACUCAAGUACUUCGCAGACUCUCUCAUCGUUCCAUACAGCCUGCAGCACCUGCCGGAGGCCAUGAAGGAUGCCCUUGACACCUUCAGGAAGAGUGGCAAGCGAGACAAGAUUAUUAACAUAUAUGAGAAUUAUGUUCUUUUGGAGGCGUCUUUGGCAAAGUUUGCCGAUGCAGUUACGUCCUUCCAGAGACAACUGGAGAUGAGGGCAACGAACUUAGAUCCUGUCAGCAUCCGAGCCAUCAAUGACCAGAUGAUGAAGCUGGAGCAGGUCUUCAUUCUGCCAGCAGGUCUGCCAGGUCGACCAACUGUCAGACACGCAGUUUUCGCCUCGAGUCAAUUUGACAACUACGCCCCGUCAGGGUUCCCUGGAAUUUCCGAUCUUUUGUACAGAAUAGAAGAGUUGGACGCUGCUGAGCGCCUUAAGAAAGAAGAGGAGAUCAAGAAGCACAUCUCUGAUCUUACUAUUAUGACGGAGAGAGCCGCCAGCUUCUUACAGGACUUCCACUUGAUCUAAGAGGAUAUUUUAUCACCAUCUUGUAUUCUGAAGCAAAAUACGAGCAUCGUGUAGCUGAACUGUCAGUAACGCAAGGGUCACAAAUUUUAUUUUUGAAUUCAGGGCUGUGUAUUCCAGAGGACUUGCAAGAAUGGUAUACAGUACCGACAGUAUAAAGAAUUAGACACAUGUGCUACAUCUGGGUAUGGUUGUAGACGCUUCGCCAACCAGUGCCUUUAUCAAUACAAGGAUAUAAUGUGAAGACUGUAGAAUUAUAUAUAAAACAUGAGGUAAUCAGUCCCUCAGUCCUUGGCUGAGGGACUGAUUACCUCUGGUGGAGGAUUCAUCUGUAAAAACUUGCAUUUGUAGUUGCGGUGGUGGCCCAUGUUAACCUUAUUAUAGCCAGCUGGCCUAGUGGUUUACGCACUGGCCUGGAGUUUCACCACUCACUUGACAUGAGUUCUAUCCCCCACCCGUACCGUGAUUUAUCCUUUAUUUAGUUUACUCUGCGUUAACAGUGAAGUCAUAAGUAGUAAAAUAUCAUUUAAUAAAUGUUCUAAACUAUA